AUGCUGAGAGCUUCUUGCUUCUUGCUGGCAGCAGCUUUUUCCGCUGGCGCGCCGCUGGAUCAUCUGGUGACGGAUUUGCCUGGCCUCCUGGAGCCGCUCCGAAGCAAGGCCUAUGCAGGUCUCGUGCACGUGCCUGCACGAAGAUAUAACUGCAGCUGGGGUGGGGGGGCAGGAGUGUCACCGGCUGUGGACGCUUUCUAUUGGUAUUCGGAGUCUGAAAGAGCUCCCGAAGAGGAUCCCCUCAUUCUUUGGCUGCAGGGUGGUCCUGGGGGCUCAUCCUUGUUUGGGGGCUUUGUGGAGAUGGGACCUCUGAAGCUGGAUGACAGGUCUUACUACUCAUGGAAAUAUAAUGCCACAGGUAUACCGUCACCGAUUGGAAACGAAUUCAGUUGGACUGCCUUCGCUGGGCUGAUCCUUCUGGAAUAUGCCGACAUUGGCUUCUCCUCAUGUCAUAUGCAAGACACAGCGCAGGGUCGAUGCAAAUGGAGCAUUGCCUCGGCUGUAGAGGCCAUCGUUGGAUUUCUUGUUACAUUCUUCGACUUGUUUCCCGAACGACAGGAUCGACCGCUUUGGCUUGCUGGUGAGAGCUUUGCCGGAAACCUUGUCGUGGCCGUGGCAACGGCCUUGCACUCUUUGGGGCCCGAGAUCAAAGUUCAGCUUGCAGGCGUGCUGCAUGGAAAUGCUGCGGUGGGGGACUAUCAAGGUGUGGUCACUCCCUUCGACCAUCUGAAGGGUGGGCCGCCGCUCACCACUGGAGACAUGGGCCCCUUCGAUGUCCAAGGACACGUGGAUUUUUGGUGGCGGACAGGGCUGACUUCCUCAAAACUCUACCACAGCGUGCAGAAGGCCUGCCCUUCGCUUGGCCAGGCAAAGCCUGAUGGAAGAUGUAUGAAGCCGGGACUCCAAUAG
Symbiodinium sp. CCMP2456 is the source of this 909-nucleotide messenger RNA. NCBI's taxonomy places the organism in Eukaryota, Dinophyceae, Suessiales, Symbiodiniaceae. The record is from the annotation of a GenBank genome assembly.